AUGCCGGGUUAUGCUCCGCUCGCUCCAGCUAGCUCUCCAGUUGCAGAUAGUUUUCCUUUUGUCCAGGAUGGCCCAGAUGUUCAAGCCUCCUAUAGUUUUUAUCCCCUUGAGGUGUUGACCGGAAGUGAUCCAUUAGAGUUUAUCGUGUAUUACCCCUACCCUUGGAACCCUACUUCACCAGAGUAUUGGGACGAAUGGUCCAUGGUUAACACCACCUCUCGCUUCCUAGACCAUUUCACAUGGUUUGAAGGAGAGUGGCAUUUAGUUUGGGGCGAGUUCACAGAUGGUGGCCAUGAUGUUCUGUCAUUCUUGCACACUACAACGACUGCUAAACCACAUAUGUGCUCCGAGGUAGAAGAUAAUGUAGGAUCUAGUUGUGGUAACGACAGUAAUGAAGUUUCAAGACUAUCCGGGAGUAAGAGAUCAAGGGAAGAGAAAAAACGCAAGACUAUAAGCAUUCUACAAAUGGUCAUUCCUGGCGUAAAGGGGAAAGAUUCAAUGCUCAUAGAUGAAAACAUUCGAUGCUUGAGAUCCCUGAAAGCCGAAGCCCAGUCAUUGCGGCUUUGA
Molecule: messenger RNA, 567 nt
Organism: Ipomoea triloba (trilobed morning glory)
Lineage: Eukaryota; Viridiplantae; Streptophyta; Magnoliopsida; Solanales; Convolvulaceae
Exons: 2
Coding region: 1-567 (188 amino acids)
Source: RefSeq, a predicted model, not a curated record